Molecule: messenger RNA, 2004 nt
Organism: Rhodamnia argentea
Lineage: Eukaryota; Viridiplantae; Streptophyta; Magnoliopsida; Myrtales; Myrtaceae
Product: putative receptor protein kinase ZmPK1
Exons: 3
Coding region: 1-1869 (622 amino acids)
Biological process (GO): protein phosphorylation
Molecular function (GO): ATP binding; protein kinase activity
Source: RefSeq, a predicted model, not a curated record
AUGGAAAAUCCUCUUCUCUUGCUGUGUUUCUCCGUGGUCUUAUCUUCUUCACUUGCAUCUUCAGUUCGUCUCGCUUUGCGUGAAGGCUCCUCCCUUUCAGUUGAUAAACCGGGCGAUACUUUGGUGUCGGAAGAUGGCACUUUUGCCGCUGGCUUUCGUCCGGUGGGAGAAAAUGCUUAUGGCUUUGCCAUUUGGUUCAGCAAACCAUCUUGCAGUAUCCAAAACUGCACCGUGGUUUGGAUGGCGAACCGCGACUGGCCCGUCAACGGAAGAUCCUCGAAGCUUUCUUUAAGAAAGAAUGGUGACCUUGUCUUGAUCGAUGCCGAUCGUACGGUCAUUUGGGCCACUAGCACCGGUUCGUCCUCCAGGUCAUCGAUGAAGUUGCUGCAGCUCCUCAACACGGGCAAUCUUGUCCUUUGUGACAAACAGAACGUAGUUUCGUGGCAAAGCUUCGACUCACCGACCGACACACUUCUUCCGCAACAAAAGCUCACUAGGAACACCCCACUCGUUUCCUCUAGAAGUAAGAACAACUUUUCUUCCGGCUAUUACAGGCUGUAUUUCGACAAUGAUAACCUUCUCCGUCUUCUUUUCGAUGGCCCUAAGAUUACCAGCGUCUACUGGCCAGAUCCAUGGCUUAACAGUUGGGAAGCUGGAAGAACAUCUUACAAUGACAGUAGAGUCGCAAUGCUCGAUCCUUACGGGAAUUUCACUUCAUCUGAUGAUUUGAAAUUCUUGACAUCCGAUUAUGGUUUGCUUCUGUUAAAUGGUCACUAUUCACCCAGUGUUGCUGGGGGGAUCCACUUUAGGCUCCCAAAAUUCAAUCUCUCCUCUUACAAAAUACCGAGGAUAGAGUACGCUGCCCUGCAAUGUCCAGCAAACGAAAUUUUGCUACCACGGACCUACGUAAGAAGAAAAGAGAGUUUGGCAAUCAAGAUAUUGCUCAUUUUCGUUGGGGCUAUAGCUGGAAUGGAGGCCAUAGUUGUACUCAUGGUUUGGUGCUUCUUAUACGGAACCCGCCCGGAGAAAGGUGGAGCUUACACCGAUGGAUGCCACACCGGGCCAACCGGGUUCAGGCGGUUCACGUACGAUGAGCUAAAGAAGGCGACAAGGAAUUUCAGCAAAGAAAUUGGAAGAGGGAGUGGAGGAAUCGUAUACAAGGCCAUGCUGUUGGAUUGCAGGGUCGCGGCGGUCAAGCCGCUCAAUGAGGCUAACCAAGGUGAGAACGAGUUCCUGGCGGAGGUGAGCACCAUAGGAAAUCUAAACCACAUGAACUUGAUUGACAUGUGGGCGUACUGCGCCGAAGGAAAGCACCGGAUUUUGGUCUACGAGUUCAUGGAACAUGGUUCCCUAGUGGAAAAUUUGUCUGCUCCAACUGAACUCGAUUGGUCCAAGAGGUUCGAAAUCGCAGUGGGGUCGGCUAGGGGGCUUGCUUAUCUUCACGAAGAGUGCUUGGAAUGGGUUCUCCAUUGUGACGUGAAAGGUUGGGCGCUCCCCAACCCCCUCCCGCCGCUCACAUCCAAAGUAGAUGUCUACAGUUUCGGGAUUGUGCUGUUGGAGCUGGUGACUGGCAGGAGUCCAACAGGAGGGCUUGCGAAUGCUGAGGGCGGUGAUGAGAACGAGAGCAGAAGGUUGACUUCUUGGGUGAGAGAGAGGAAGAGAGCAGGAGCUCCCAUGGAAGCAUGGAUGAAGGAGAUUGUGGAUCCAAGGCUGACAGGGGAAUGUGACGUGAGGAAGGUUGAAGUUCUGGUUGUGGUGGCUCUUCAGUGUGUGGAGGAAGACAGAGAUGCAAGACCCACCAUGAGCGAGGUGGUUGAGAUGCUUCUGCGCUACGGAGAUGAAGACGAAGAUGAAUUGAUACUAGAAUAAAUUGUCAAUGUCAGGUAAUGACCUUUGCAUAUUUUACAAGGUAAAAAUAAGUCACCGAAUGUUUCCUAGGAACUAGUCUUUGGAUGUAUGAAGCCGUGAAAAGUGUGUUGCUUUGCCUCUGUGUUCAUGCUACUU